AUGCAAGCUUUACAACCCUCUCAUCUGUAUCAACAGAUUGUAGAUAAUCUGCCAUGGAAGUCCGGGGACUCUUCGGUCAAAGGUGACCCUAGAAAGAGUGUCAAGUGGAUCGAUGGUCUACGAGGUAUCGCUUCCUUUCUGGUCGUUAUGACCCAUCUGGCUCGAGGAUGGGAUUUCAGUCUAUUCGCUCCCCGGGACGACCCCGACGCAACCCCGCGGAUUCUCCAGUGGCCCAUUCUCCGUAUUCCCUGGCAAGGACGUCUCGGUGUCACCAUCUUUGCCUUCUUGACCGGAUAUGUCUGUGCUCUAAAGCCUAUCAAGCAGGCUCGUAAUGGAGACCAUCACGGUGCCUUCACCUCCGUCGCGAAGAGUGCCUUCCGCCGUCCUCCGCGUCUCAUCCUGCCCGCCACCCUCGCCUUGUUCAUCUCGUGGGUUAUGGCGCAAUUCGGAGCGUUCACCACUGCCAACCGGUCGGACUGCUGGUGGUGCCGCUACGCCGCCGUCGAUCUCGAGGACUCGUUCUGGAAGGAAGUGGUGCGCCUGUUCGAGAAUUUCCUCAGCACUUGGACGACCGGUUUCCAGGCCUACGACGACCACCAGUGGGCCAUGCUUCCUCUGUUGAAGGCCUCCAUGCUGGUGUACAUCAUGCUCUGCGCCACGAUGUAUGUCAAGUUCCGGUACCGCAUCGGAAUCUACAUUGCCAUGAUCCUUUACUUCCACCAGGACGCCAGCAAAGACACCGAAACCUUCCAAAUCCAGGCUAUCUACGGCAUGUUCCUGAGUGAUCUCUCCUACGAAGCAUCGUUCAAGGAAUUCCUCGAGCGUCACAAGUGGCUUCGCCGCACCGUCGCCACCAUCUGCGGUAUCUCCGGUCUCCUGGUCUGCUCCUACCCUGGUUCCCACCCCGAGUGGGCCACCUGGUCCAGGUACAUGUACAAAGCGGCGCAGUAUAUCUUCCCGCCGGACGUCAACGUUGGCAAGCGCUACACCGCCAUCGGUAUCGACCUGAUCAUCAUGUCCAUCUAUCUCUCCCCGACGACCAAGGAGCACCUCGCCAACAGACUCCUGCUCUGGUUCGGUAAGCAGAGUUUCGCCGUGUAUCUGGUUCAUGGUACUCUCCUCCGUACCGUCCUUUGCUGGAUGCUGUACGGCAUCUCGGGUCAGCCGUGGGAGGAAAUCGUGGAUGACAACGGAAAGCCCAUCUACGACCAGGACGGCGAGAUCAUCCAGCCUCCCUGGAUCCCUCUCCGUCCUCCUUGGGUUGUGGCCAUCAGUAUCCCGGCGUGGAUCUGUCUGGUGUACUUCUGCGCGUCUAUGUGGACCACCUACGUUGAUCCGGCCUGCGCGAAGAUCACGCAGAAACUGGAGAAGAAGAUGUUCGAAGAGGACGAGAAGCCUCCCGCGGCUCUUCCGUUGACCUCGAUCCCGAUGCCUACUGCCUAA
Molecule: messenger RNA, 1443 nt
Organism: Aspergillus melleus
Lineage: Eukaryota; Fungi; Ascomycota; Eurotiomycetes; Eurotiales; Aspergillaceae
Product: acyltransferase family protein
Exons: 3
Coding region: 1-1443 (480 amino acids)
Biological process (GO): polysaccharide biosynthetic process
Cellular component (GO): membrane
Molecular function (GO): acyltransferase activity, transferring groups other than amino-acyl groups
Source: RefSeq, a predicted model, not a curated record